UAUUUUGAAUUGUAUCAGUUCCAGGCUGCUGAUGAUUGUGUGAGAUAACAUGUCGUAGUUCGCGAAAGUGAGACCUGAAGCUGAUCCGAAAUGGUGAUGUGGCAUUCAUUGACAGCGGCGUUUCUCCUGGCGAGUUUCUUUGAAACGACUCUUUCGCAAUCAAGUUACUGGCAAGAUGGGUACACCUGCGGUGAACCCUUGCUAACGGAUGCGGAACUUGAAGCUACUUCGUCUCUCCAGGGCCGAGAACCAAAGCAAGCUAGACUACGGAGUGAGUAA
Notodromas monacha is the source of this 279-nucleotide messenger RNA. The record is from the annotation of a GenBank genome assembly. NCBI's taxonomy places the organism in Eukaryota, Metazoa, Arthropoda, Ostracoda, Podocopida, Cyprididae.